GUGUUUUUCCUCUGCGCAGGGUGUGGAAGGAAGUGAUGUCAGAGCAGCAGGACGGGGAGGCGGCGGCGCCCGUGUACGUGUACGAGUCCAAGGUGCACUGCGCCAACGUGCUGCUGAGCCUGGAGGAGCAGCGGAGGCGGGACAUCCUGUGUGAUGUCACGCUGCUGGUGGAGGGCAGGGAGGUCCGGGCGCACCGGGCCGUCCUCGCCGCCAGCAGCAGCUACUUCCUGCAGGUGCUGCUGGGACACGGCGGGGGCGACGCCGAGCCCAUCAUCAGCCUGCCAGACAAGGUACGGGGCACAAUAACCCAGUGAGAACACCCAGGGGGCUCACAGCUCCGGACUUCAUCUUCAUUUGUUCUGUGAGCAGUUCUGGAACUGACGACAGAACAGGAUCAGAACCUCUCUUUGUACGGUGUUGUCCAGUCAGGUUUCAGUUCUGACCCGUUAGAACUGGACUUGUUGUUCCACAGCUGGACUCUGC
This is a messenger RNA of Austrofundulus limnaeus, 483 nucleotides long. RefSeq names its product transcription regulator protein BACH2. Gene Ontology annotation, molecular function: DNA-binding transcription factor activity, RNA polymerase II-specific; RNA polymerase II cis-regulatory region sequence-specific DNA binding; protein binding. The coding region runs from base 36 to 314 and encodes 92 amino acids. The record is from RefSeq and is a predicted model, not a curated record. Gene Ontology annotation, biological process: regulation of transcription by RNA polymerase II. The transcript has a single exon. Lineage: Eukaryota; Metazoa; Chordata; Actinopteri; Cyprinodontiformes; Rivulidae.